Messenger RNA from Mycena citricolor, 1368 nucleotides. Lineage: Eukaryota; Fungi; Basidiomycota; Agaricomycetes; Agaricales; Mycenaceae. The record is from the annotation of a GenBank genome assembly.
AUGAACAAGGGCGGGUUCCGUAUUGUAGUUACAAUGCAUCCUGAGUUGGCUGAACGCAUCCACCAAGUCCGAUACCUUGCCAUUGACUUCACCUUCUCACGGGUUCAGAGAUCGGAGAAUAUGGACGAAUGGGAAAUCGCUGGAUUUUUGGAUUCAAUUCAGAAACGAUUCACGUUUGGAAGCUUGUUCUGUGACACCAAGUCCACAGAGGCCUAUCUACAACUCUGGAUCGAGCUCUUUGACACCAUUAAACGCAUCACUGGCCGAGUAUUUAAGUUGGCGCCCUUCUAUCCAGACGCAAACUGUCGAGUGAUCUUACUCGACGGCGAGGUAGCUCAGGCACUUGGCCUGGGUGAAUUCUUGAAGUCGUACAACGACCCUGCCACCAGUGGCAUUCAUUCUCGAGAUGCCGUUGACCUGCUCUCGUACGUCCUUAAAACCUGUAGCGUUCAUUUCCACCGGCAUGUAAAAGAACUCGAGAAGUCCACCCCCUCCGACCUUGUUCAGCGUAUUCGAAGCUUUCCGGGACUCAAAACAGGGGAGGAGGUCGAACGCUGGUUGGCCGAGAUGCCCGAUGCUCUCCAACCCUUUUCCGACGCUCAUAAUUGGCUCAAGCACAAACUGAGUAACCCUUGGAUUCUUCCAUCGCUCAGUCCUGUGCUCUCCAAAAUCCCUUCCAGCGACUUCAAUACCACCCCAAGCCAUACAAAUAUUGUGGAGACUGCACAUGCUGCUCGAAAUGCGGAAACUCGGAAGCACGUUGGCCUGCUGGAUGCAAUUCUUGACGCUCAGCAGAGGGACAAUACCCACGUCGAAAAUCUGAUUUUAAUGGAACGCAGUGGCAUUCUAUACAAGCGCGGCAAUUCCAUCUACAACCGCGAGGUAAAUUCGGCGAACCGCGCUGUUUGGCAGCGAAAGCUUGCUGCCAAACGAGACGAUAACAUCCAGGAGUACCAGACACUCAAGGCUGACAUCGACGACGGUAAAAUUGAGUACGAUGCAUCACUUAAACGUUCGAAAGCUUUGGAGCAACAGAUCAAAGCUUGCCGGAAUGCCCUGCGAAUUAACCAUCGCGACGAGCAUAUUCGACUGGAGCUGAACCAGCGACUUGCAGAAGAGGAGGCGGAGAAGUCAGCGAGGCGGACAUGGCGAUCUGUUCAACGACCUGCACUGGAUGCGAGGUUGCUAGAGCUCCGAUCGGGACCACUCGCUCGCAAGCAGAUCCCCGCCAGUGUUGCGACUCAGGCGAUUGACAAUGGUGCUUCUUCAUCUCGUGCCGAUGCCGGGGAACCCGCUGAACUGCGCGCUGAACUGGCAACUCCGGAAUUGAACUUGAAGCCAUUGGAUCAAUUUUCAGAACCGCUUUCA